This is a messenger RNA of Morus notabilis, 1485 nucleotides long. RefSeq names its product ABSCISIC ACID-INSENSITIVE 5-like protein 2. Bases 283 to 1101 code for a protein of 272 amino acids. Gene Ontology annotation, cellular component: nucleus. The record is from RefSeq and is a predicted model, not a curated record. The transcript is spliced from 4 exons. Gene Ontology annotation, molecular function: DNA-binding transcription factor activity. Gene Ontology annotation, biological process: positive regulation of DNA-templated transcription. Lineage: Eukaryota; Viridiplantae; Streptophyta; Magnoliopsida; Rosales; Moraceae.
UAAAACCAAAAACACAAAUUAAAAACCGGAAAAGAAAGAAAGAAAAGAAGAAAAGUAAAGCGCUGUUUUGUCAAAUUCUGAUCAACAAAAACAAAAAUACAAACAUACAAACAUACAUCGGAUUUUAUACCAACGUUGUUGUUGUUGUUGUUUUUGUUUGGAUUCCAACGAGAAAAUGUUCGUCUUGAUCUGAUUAAAAAGGCCUCGUGAUUUGUAUCAGAUCCUGAUAAUUUUGCUCGUCUUUCAAACCGGCGAGGUUUGUUGGCCGUGAAUGAUUGGUGAAUGGGGAUUCAGACAAUGACAUCUCAAGGUAACGGCCAACAGUCUCAUUUUCAGCCUGCCCCGUUGGCAAGGCAGAACUCAUGGUAUAGCCUGACUCUAGAUGAAGUUAAUAACCACCUGGGAGACGUGGGAAAACCGCUCGGAAGCAUGGAUCUGCAUGAGCUUCUUCAAAGUUUAUAUACUUCUGAGGCAAAGGAAGUCGCCGGGAGGGAUGUGGAGAAUACUUCUGCAUCAUCGUCACUCCAACGUCAGGCCAGUCUAACAUUAGCUAGAGCUUUGAUUGGAAAGACCGUCGAUGAUGUGUGGAAAGAAAUCCAACAAGGGCAGAAGAAGAGAUACAAUGAGGAUGUGAAGGUUCAAGAUAGAGAGCCCACACUUGGUGAAACGACUUUAGAAGACUUCCUUGUACAAGCAGGGCUUUUUGCCGAAGCUUCUUCAUGUCCUGCAGUGGGAUUAGAUUCCAUUGAUGCAAUGACCCCGACCCCACAGAGUUAUCCUCAUAAAUUUGGGUUGUCAUCCUCCCCUUCAAUCGGUGCAUUAUCAGAUCCAACCACACCAGGGCGGAAAAGAGAUGCAUCAGAUGCAUAUGAGAAGACCGUGGAGAGGAGACUUAGGAGAAAAAUCAAGAACAGGGAAUCAGCUGCGCGUUCACGAGCUAGAAAACAGGCAUACCACAAUGAGUUGGUCAACAAGGUUUCGCGCCUAGAAGAGGAGAACUUAAAGCUCAAGAAAGAGAAGGAAUUUGAGAAUGUGUUCCCAUGCGAAUCCUCUUCCGAACCAAAAUACCAGCUUCGAAGAACAAGUUCGGCAUCUUUUUGACUCGUAACUCGAACCAAUGCGUUUAUGAUAUUGGAUUCAUGGUGAAACUGCUAUGGAAUCUCAUCAUCAAGCUGCUUGUUCAUUCCGCUGCUGAUAUAGUUCUUCCCAUGCACUGCUAGAGUUUGUGUGUUCUGUACAUCUAUGUUUAACUAGGAAUACAUACAGCAGCAAAAGUGCCAUGUUGAUAGGUUUUGGUUCGGUUUUGCUGGAAAAUUAUUUUAGGAAAGACUUGGGUGCAUGGUAUAAGUCGGUGCUUUGUUAAUAUUCUAAUGUGGGUUAGCCAUGAUAGUUCCAUGUUACAAAGUUCCCUGGAUAGUUAAGUUUGUGGCUUCCCAAAUUGAAAGAAAGAAAUCUUGAAUAUUUUUAAGCUUUUAAUUUAAUCAU